Molecule: messenger RNA, 2132 nt
Organism: Suillus discolor
Lineage: Eukaryota; Fungi; Basidiomycota; Agaricomycetes; Boletales; Suillaceae
Product: cytochrome P450
Exons: 13
Coding region: 28-1893 (621 amino acids)
Molecular function (GO): iron ion binding; monooxygenase activity; heme binding
Source: RefSeq, a predicted model, not a curated record
GAAUUGUAUACCCACACCUCCAUUAAGAUGUCGCUGUCCCACUGGCAAGUCACUGUGACAUGCGGCGGAAUUGGAAUCCUCUCAGUGCUUGCUCUCUGGAAGACGUUUGGAGGCUCAUCAAGAAAAUACAGUGUUGACCUUGAUGGCCCCAAGGAGGCCCACUGGCUGACAGGGAACGUCCGGAAAUUGUUCGAAUGUGGCCUUGACUAUUCCGUGAAAUUGGCUGAACAGUAUGGCGGUGCGCUCAAGCUAUCAAGUCUAUACGGGGAAGUAGUGUAUCUAUCUGAUCCACUGGCAUUGUAUCAUGUUAUCAUAAAAGAUCAGCAUAGCUUUGAAGAACCUGAUGUAUUUAUCAUGAACAACAAGGCAAUAUUCGGAGAUGGUCUAAUAUCCACUAUCGGAGAGCAGCAUCGAAAACAGCGCAAGCUACUCAACCCUGUCUUCUCGACCUCGAACAUGCGAGAAUUACUACCUACAUUGCAACCUAUUGCGCACAAGCUGACCUCUAUCGUCGCAUCUAAACUUCCGGACGAUGGAUCAUACAAAGAGAUCGAUGUGCUCCCUUUGCUAUCUCGCAGUGCACUUGAUGGCGUUUGUCAGGCGAUUCUUGGUUAUCCAAGCAAUACUUUAGAUACGGGAAACGACGAAUAUACUGAAGCACUCCGGAAGAUAAGCCCCAUGAUAUCAAAGCUAUUGUAUUUCCGGCCAAUUGUGCCUAUGGUUAUGCGCAACUUCUCAUCAUACUGGAUAAGGAAGCUUGUGAAUUUGGUCACGGCGCCCUGGAUUCCCACUAACAAGAUGAAAGAUGUACGAGAGAUGCGACGAAUCAUUGAACUCAUGGACAGUGGUAGCAAGAAAGCUUUUGCGGGGAAAAAGGCAGCACUAGAGACACCAGUUACUUUAUCCCCGACUAAUGUGCAGCCUGAAGUCGAUGAUCUCAAAUCGGGUAGGAGGAAAGAUAUGAUGGACAUCAUGCUCAACGCAAACUCUGCGUCUUCCAGUUCAGAGCAACUCACCGAUGCCGAGCUAUUGGGACAAAUGAAUGUUAUGGUAUUUGCUGGCCUAGAUACGACUACCUCCGCUCUGUCUCGUUGCGUUUACCUACUCGCCAAGAACCCACUCGCCCAAGCUCGAUUGAGAAGUGAAAUUCGUGAUGCCAUCAAGUCUGCGUCUCACGCACAGGAAGGUCCUUCGUUUUCCGAGCACGACAAUCCACUCCUUCACUUGUCAUACGAUGCGCUAAUAAAUCUCCCAUUCCUCGACGCAGUUGUCAGAGAGACAUUGCGGCUUUAUCCUUCUCUACCGCACAUGGGCCGAAAAGUGGUCAAGGCAACUACUCUUCCUCUUCAAUUCCCUGUUCGCUCGUCAUCCGGAGCAGAAAUAUCUUCCAUUGCGCUAAAUGAAAAUAUGUUCAUUGUCAUCUCUAUUUUAGCUGCAAACCGCAAUCGAACUUUGUGGGGUGAUGAUGCGAAUGAGUGGAAGCCUGAGCGAUGGCUUUCUUCCCUGGGGAGAAAGGAUGGGCUAGGCACGGAUAUACCCCCCGAUAGUGCCGACGUACCGUUAUCGAAGUUAUCCGCACCUAUCCUUGGGGUUAAAGAUGGCAUCAAGUAUCCUGGUGUUUAUUCCAACAUGAUGACUUUCCUCGGCGGCAGUCGUUCCUGCAUCGGGUUCAAGUUCGCCGAAAUGGAAAUGAAGCAAAUCAUUGCCGCGGUCGUGCUUCGUCUGCAUUUUUUGCUCCCAACUGAUCCGGAUGCCAACGGACAUAUCAAAGAAAUUGAGUGGAAGUUGAAGGCAUUUCAUACACCUGUCGUUAACCCACCAGCUGGAGAUGGGGUAUCUCCUGCGGUUCCUCUCAACUUUCGACUGGUGCAAGAGGAAGACUUUAACUGGUAGGAUUGUAUUUAUCUUCGUGGUGUGGAUGCUCUGUGUUUUGGUAUAUGCUCUGACGCUCUGUAUAAUAUUUAUUCUCAAACAUUGUGCAUGCUUACUGGUUACUAGUUGGUUUAACUCUACCGCUACUACAGUAUAUAUAUUUAAAAUUGAUAUCAAUGUGUAUACAAAGGGAAUCGAGAAAGCCAUGGUUAUGAACCUCUUCAUCGCAUACGAGCCUGCAGUGCGAGGUCACAAUCAAU